Molecule: messenger RNA, 1849 nt
Organism: Chrysoperla carnea
Lineage: Eukaryota; Metazoa; Arthropoda; Insecta; Neuroptera; Chrysopidae
Product: zinc transporter 2-like
Exons: 7
Coding region: 66-1472 (468 amino acids)
Biological process (GO): zinc ion transmembrane transport; response to zinc ion
Cellular component (GO): plasma membrane
Molecular function (GO): zinc ion transmembrane transporter activity
Source: RefSeq, a predicted model, not a curated record
ACACUUCAAACUGAAUACCAGUGAAAUAACUUUUACAGUGAAUUUUAAAACUUUUUGGAAAAAGUAUGGAUUCAGUUCCAUUGACGAAAACUAUGGAUUCACCAGCGUUUGCACGAGUUUCAGUGGAUUCACGAGUCGGUUCAUUGGAUUCGCCAGCAUGUAUUUGUUAUCGGCAACAGUCUGGAAGUCGUGGACUUUAUGGGAGUGUAACAUCGAAUACAAGUGGAACACCAAAAAGUAUUAUUUAUUGUGUACAUGGUCGUCCAAGUACGGGAUGUUGUACGGUGUCCGAAGGUGAAAUUAUCGAUCCACAAUCGGAAGAUCAAGAUCCAAUUAUAUCAUUUAAAAAUACAAAUCAAAUACUGUCCGCAGAUCAUUGUCAUCGUAGUCGAAAUGAAGAAAUUGAUAAGAAAGCCCGACGAAAAUUGUUAAUUGCCAGUAUUUUGUGUGUGUUGUUUAUGGUUUGUGAAGUUGUAGGUGGUGUACUUUCCAGUAGUUUAGCAAUCGCAACAGAUGCCGCACAUUUAUUAACGGAUUUUGCCAGUUUUAUGAUUAGUUUGUUUUCAUUAUGGAUGGCAACUCGACCCGCUACACAACGAAUGCCAUUCGGUUGGUAUCGAGCCGAAGUUAUUGGAGCGUUAACAUCUGUCUUAAUGAUAUGGGUGGUUACUGGUAUUCUUGUCUACAUGGCAAUACAACGUAUUAUUGAAGAUACCUACGAAAUCGAUGCCACUAUUAUGUUAAUUACAUCCGGUUUUGGUGUCUUGGUUAAUAUUGUUAUGGGAUUAACAUUACAUCAACACGGCCAUACACAUGGAGGUGGAUCUUCACAUUCACAUGGACGAGGAUCUUCACAUCACGAUCAUAGUAAACCGUCUUCGAAUAAGCCUGGUGAAUCGCAUAUAGAUCCAACAAGUUUAGUUGGAGAUAAAUCUAAACAGGAAGGACAUGCUACUUCCGAUGUGGAAUCGGCAGUUCAUGCUAAUGAGGAUACAAAUAUAAAUGUACGCGCCGCGUAUAUUCACGUUUUGGGUGAUAUUAUACAAAGUUUGGGUGUCUUAAUCGCUGCAGUAAUUAUCUUUUUCAAACCGGAAUGGAGGAUGGUUGAUCCAAUCUGCACCUUUUUAUUCUCAAUAUUGGUAUUAGCUACCACAUACGCCAUUAUCAAGGAUACCUUAUUGGUCCUAAUGGAAGGUAUGCCUCGUGGUAUUGAAUUCGUGGAUGUAAUGAAUACAUUCUUAAAUAUUGAUGGAGUUGUUCGAGUCCAUAAUUUACGUAUUUGGGCAUUGAGUUUGGAUAAAACAGCAUUAUCCGCACAUUUAGCUAUAAAACCUGGAGUCAGCCCACAAAGUAUUUUACAAUUUGCAACACGUCUUGUACAUCAAAAAUAUGAUUUCUUCGAAAUGACCUUACAAAUUGAGGAGUUUCAACCCAACAUGGAGAAUUGUAGUCAGUGUAAAUUACCGCCGUAACUUCGUAAGUUUAGGUCUACGUCGAAAAUUCGAUCAAAAUAUAUAUUGUGUAUAUAACUUUCGUAUUUAUUUUGUUCUUGGAGUUUUUUCUUCAAUUUCUUUAAGUAUUUAAAAAGCGAUUUUAAUUUGAUCCUUCGGUUUGAAAAAUUCAUUGCAAAAAAUGAAUCAAAUUCAAGUCACUUGAAGUCAAUUUUACCAACUUCUGUGAUGUUGGAAACGACAGGGAAUUUUAUUCUCGACCAGGAAAAUUUGAAAUUGAACUCUAAAGACCUAAUUCUUAACGAUAUCUUGGAAUCCGUAUAUUCAGCAGGAAUCUUUGUUUUUGGGAUCAAAUUACCUUGGUAAGAGUCUUUCUCUGAUCCUUGAAAUCGGAAUGA